This is a messenger RNA of Rhipicephalus sanguineus (brown dog tick), 2183 nucleotides long. Its product is annotated as luciferin 4-monooxygenase. The record is from RefSeq and is a predicted model, not a curated record. Gene Ontology annotation, molecular function: CoA-ligase activity. The coding region runs from base 243 to 1901 and encodes 552 amino acids. Lineage: Eukaryota; Metazoa; Arthropoda; Arachnida; Ixodida; Ixodidae. The transcript has 10 exons.
UCAUGCUUCGGGCGUCAUCGCCGCCGAUAGGAAAGUUGUGGUUCUUCCUUGAGCAUUACAUUUCGUCUAUGGCACUUUGACCGAUAUGACUAUGCACUGUCCGGCCUGCGCAGUUGGCAAGUCAUGUGCACUACAAAGGCACAAGGACACCGUCUGCUCCUUGCACUUGGCAGCAAGGUCUGUAGCAAGCUUCACGUGUCCUCCUCACAGGUGCGGCGCGUCCUUUACGCAGUUCACCGAACAUGCGAGCACGCAUAGAAGCUGGCAUCGUGUACUCACCUUAUACCUACAGUCCGCUCGCAUACGACGGAGCGCUCUACGGCUCUCUCAUGGAACGACUAACGGCGCAUGGAUCAACGACUGCUUUGGUAUGCGGACACGACAAGCUGACUUACUGGGAGCUGCGAGAUAAACUGCAACACUGCGCUGCAGGAUUCCACCGGCGAGGCAUUGGCAAAGGCGAUCGGGUCUUCGUGCACAUCGACAACUCCAUCGAAAGCUUUGUCGCUGUCUGCAGCGUUCCACUCACGGGAGCCACUUUAGUGUCAUCCGACAUCAUGUGGAGAGAAGACGACAUUAUCGACAAAAUUGAGAGGUCUGGUGCCACUCACGUUCUUUCCGACGCAAGUCACAUCGAAAUGUUCACUCGAAUCAUUAGCCGCUGCAAUAUCAAGAAGGUGUUUGUAGUGGGUGAGAAGAGAUACGGCUUCAACAGCGUCUUUGAAUUUGUCGGAAAUGACGAAUCGCUGAACGAAAACGAAAAGUUUGAUUAUGGCGACUGCACUUUCGUGGAGUGGACCACGGGCACAACCGGUGCAUCGAAAGGCGUCGAGUAUCGUGAAGAGCGCUUCCUGCGACAAAUCUCAUGCGUUGUCGGUGCCGAGAUGUUUGCUUGCAAUGACGUCUUCCUGGGCGACUGCAAUAUUUCCUGCCUCAUGGUGUUCUUCCUGUGGCUUCUGGCGCUUCACCUUGGAUCGACCAUCGUGAUCAGCCGAACGUGCGACGCUGUGCCUCUUGACCUUUUCGAUGUCAUAAAAGACUGUAAGGCAGUGACGAUAGUGAGCUUCCCUUCGAGGCUAAAGCGGAUGCUAAACUUUAUGAAAACGUCCGAGGACUGGGACAUUGCUUUGAGAAAAUCACUGAGGAGGAUCAUCAUUGUUGGCUCCGUGACACCACCAGCGCUGGCAGAAGAGCUGGCGAGCACAUUCCAGUUGGACGAGCUUCGCAGCUGCUACGGCAUGUCGGAAGCCGGAGGAUUUAUGGCUGUUCCUCCUAAGGGAGAAGUGUCUGGCACGAACGCCGGUUUCCCAAUACCUGGUGCCAGGAUGAAGAUAAUAGAUACAGUCAGCAGCAAGGUACUCGGACCCAUGCAGUGUGGAGAAGUGCUCUUCGAUACACCGCUCGCUGUGACUGGGUACUGCGGACAUCUCGAAGAUGCGACUGACUUCAUGGAUACGGAAGGCUGGAUACAUACGGGUGACCUCGGGUACUACGAUCACGAUGGUAGGCUGUUUUUGUGCGGUCGACUGAAGACAAUGCUCGUGUGCCAGACGAGGAAAGUAUCGCCAUCUGAGAUCGAACAUUGCCUAAUGGGACACCCCGCCGUAGAAGAGGUAUCCGUGCUAGGCAUACCCUCUCCGUACGAUGAAGAGUUCCCGGCUGCCUUGGUCGUCACGAAGCGCGGACAUUCCCAAGACCAGCGACUCGCCGACGCGUUGAAGCAUUACGUGGCAGAUCGAAUGGCUUCAUUCAUGCACCUGCACGGUGGAGUCUACUUCGCCGAAGCAUUACCGAGGAACACCCGUGGGAAGGUUCGAGCCACCUCACUUCGAGAAUUGCUCGGAACGCUGCGCAGAAUGGACAGCACGGACGAAAGUACCGCAGGCGAUUGCAUCUACUAGAAGUGCUUCGGGUUCGGCGUCAACGUCCUGCCUGCCAUUACUUAAAUGCAGGACCUCCGAGGCCUUGUCUUGAACACCGUUGGCGUGGCAACGCCGCAUACGUAGACGUUUGAACGUUCAAAUUACCUGAGCGAGACACCGAGAAUUACGCUUAUUUCAUUACAAGAUUCCACCUGUGGCAAGUUGUUAUCUUGUACACUUUUCAUUUCUCUUUUACUUUUCAGUAUUGUAUUUCAAUAAAAAUUCUCACUUGAUUUCUGCUAUGGGGAAGUUCACUGUAUG